Molecule: messenger RNA, 4307 nt
Organism: Felis catus (domestic cat)
Lineage: Eukaryota; Metazoa; Chordata; Mammalia; Carnivora; Felidae
Product: olfactory receptor 8S1-like
Exons: 1
Coding region: 2344-3255 (303 amino acids)
Biological process (GO): G protein-coupled receptor signaling pathway
Cellular component (GO): membrane
Molecular function (GO): G protein-coupled receptor activity; olfactory receptor activity
Source: RefSeq, a predicted model, not a curated record
UGAUGCGGGGCUCGAACUCACGGACCGCAAGAUCGUGACCUGGCUGAAGUCGGACGCUUAACCCACUGCGCCACCCAGGCGCCCCAUCAUGGAACUUCUUAAAACACAGACAUGAAACAAAUUCAUUCAUUAAAUAUAUACCGAGCCCUUUCUAUAUGUUAGGCACUCUUCUAAGUGCUAGGGAUACAGUAAUGACCAAAACAGGACAAAUCUUUGAAUUUACAUCCCAGUGGAAGAGAAAGUUGAUAAUAAAUGUAUUAUAAAAUACCAGGUGCUGGUAAGUGUUGUAAGGACAAAGCAAAGUAAUAAGACAAAGAUUGACUGCAGGGGAUAGGGAAAAGUUGAGGGAGGUUGGGAAGACCUCUCUUACAUACCCUAUUUAAAAAAAAUUUUUUUUUUACAAUUGUAGCAAGCAUAAUAAAGGAGAAACAAAUGUAAAAAAGGAAAUUGCAGUGGCAGAAUGAAGAGUAAGGCCUUCCCUGAGGAAAUGACCCUUGAGCUGAGACCUUAGUGUUCUUAACAGGAUAGGCAAGGAAAGAGGAACAAAGAUGAUGGGUAGAUUGGUGAGUAAUGGAGUUGGUGGGAGGAGUUACAGUUCACUUCCCCUCACUGGACCAAAGUUUCCUCACCUAUAAAGAGAGGACAUUGGGUUCUAUGAACUCCAAUGAGUCCUUCAAAUCAGAAAGGCAUAGGUCCAUGCUUGACCUAUGCUUGACCUGAACGAGUACAGGAUCUUUGUGAGUUUCUCUUUCCCUCUUUCCCAUUGGAUUUUUCUGUUAUAUGGAACUCCAUCCAAGAGCAUCUUCUAUUAUGAGUGGGCUCACUCUGAGUAAGUUUGUUGAUGACUCUUUGACUCAUAUAUUCAGCCCAAAUAUAUUUCCUGAACUUCAUGACCCAAAUUCCUAGUGCCUCCUGGACACACCCUCACUGUCCCACAAGGCUCGUCAAACAACGUAUUCAAAACUGUGUUUAUUAUCUUUGCCUCAAACAUGUUCCUUUCCCUGGAUCACCUAUUUCAGUGAAUGGGACCCCUCAGUCACCAAAGGCAGAAACCUGAGAAUCAAUUGUUUAUUUACUUUCUUUCACCCUAACCAACAAAUUGGUAAUGACAUCCUUUAGAAUUCAUCUCAGUGAUAUCUCUUAAAUCUGCCUCCUCUUGUCUGCCCUCACUGUUGCAACCUCUGUUAACCCUUUAUCAUCUCUGACCAGGCUUACUGCUAUACUCUACCAAUUCUCCUUCCACAGAAUGUUUGCAGGGAUAAUGAUCUCAUCUCCUUCAAAUCCUUGUUUGAGUGACACUGUCUCAGUUUCUCCUCUCCUGACCACUCGAUUUAAAUUGUGUACCUCACCGCCCUCCUCUACCCCCUCGUUAACAAUCUCUGUUUCCAUGAUCUAUUAUUUUACAUAGCACAUAGCACCUUCUAACACAUUAUGUUUAAUUGUUAGGUCUAUUAUUUAUCUUCUGAGUUUCCUAACUAGAAUGUAAGCUCUGUGAAGCUUACAUUACAAAUUUUUGUAAUGGCACACCCUAACAGUCUAGAACUCUACAUGGCACAUAGUAGAUACUCAGUAAAUACCUACUGAAAGGAUGAGCUAAUUGCCCUAACUAUAUGCUCCAUGACCUUCUGCUCAUCUUCCACAUUUCUGUAGGGUUAAUGCUUCUAAACUGCCAAUUUGAUCACAUGACCUUCAUGCUUGGCACCACAUGUCCCUGUGUAUCCUCCUGCACCCACUCAUUCUGAGAUAAUGAAGUUCUUCAGAGAAGCACUAUUAUUUUAUGCCUCCCUAUAUCUGAUAAUACCAUUUCCUUUGCCUAGAACACUAUCUUCUACUUUGUCUACUUAGUGGAGUAAAUAUCAGUCAAACUGUCUUAAGCAUUACUUCUUUGUUUAACAGGUCAUCCAGAGAUAAUUGAUUCACGUUUUUGCCAUUGCUGUAUCCUGUGCAUUAUGUUAUUACAGCCUUUAUUUUGCUUCUUUAUAUGUCUAUCUGCCUCUGUUAAAUCCUAAGCCCUUUUGAGGGCAGGAAUCAUGUCUGAAGCAAUUUUGUAUUCUCAGGAUCUGGUACAGAGCCCAGCACUAGGAUGCUUAUUCAAAAUUUCCUGAAUAAAUGGGUAUUAAAGUUCAAAGAAGCAGUUACAGAGGAGGCACUUUGGAAUGCUGCAUGUCACCAGAAUUGAAGUAAUAAUGAGUGUGACCCAGAAGGAAACUCCUUGGUCUCAUAGAUUUUUAUUUAUACCUUUAAGCUGGAAGUCACAUUUUUUUUUUAAUAAGAGAGGCAGUCUUAUUCAUCUGAAAUGACUCAGCUACAUUAUGUUUUCUUCCAGGGCCAGUAACUUUAAUCAUGAAAAAUCUCACCAUCGUUACCGAGUUUGUCCUCAUGGGAUUGUCCAGAAAUCCCCAGAUCCAGACCAUCCUUUUUGCACUAUUUCUGGUGAUUUACCUCUUGACCCUAAUGGGGAAUGUGAUGAUGAUCCUGGUGAUCAGAACUGAUUCUCACCUUAAGACACCCAUGUACUUCUUCCUAGGUCACCUGUCAUUUCUAGAUCUCUGUCUUUCUUCAGUAACCAUGCCCAAGAUGCUGCAGAACUUACUAAUGCAGAAGAAAACCGUAUCUGUGUGGGGCUGUGUGACCCAGAGUUUCUUUCUCAUAUUCUCUGGGAGCACAGAGGCCUGCCUACUCUCUGCCAUGGCAUAUGACCGCUAUGCUGCCAUCUGCCACCCUCUCCUCUACAGCAUGGUUAUGAAUAGGCCUUUUUGUGUUGGGAUGAUAACUGCAGCAUGGGCAGUGGGGUUCCUAAACUCCUUGCCAAACAGUCUUUUCACUUACAACUUACAUUUCUGUGGCCCCAAUAUCAUCCCUCACUUUUGCUGUGAGCUGCCUUCACUCUUCCCUCUCUCCUGCACUGACCCUACUGCCAAUGAGGCCCUUCUUGCUGGGUCAUGUGCACUGUUGGGAUUUGUGACACUUCCCCUGAUCCUCUUCUCUUAUUCCAGAAUCAUCUCUGCCAUCCUAAGCAUACGUUCUUCUGAGGGUCAAGGCAAAGCCUUCUCUACCUGUUCUUCCCACCUUACUGUGGUGCUUUUGUAUUAUGGCACAGCUUUAUUCAGAUACAUGACUCCCCUCUCCGGCUCCAAGUUGGAACAAGUGGUCUCCAUUCAGUACAGUGUGAUCACAUCCUUGCUGAACCCCAUCAUCUACAGCCUCAAGAACCAGGAGGUGAAGGCAGCUCUGUAUAAAAUGUUGAAGCAAUAAAUGUGUCCUUCUGUGAUGGAGAAUUCCUAUUGUAUUUGGCUUGAAGACAGUGAGAAAACAGGUGAUGAAAUACAUUCAUAAUGGCUAACUUGAUCACUUUAAGAAUAUGCCAUUUGAUGAAAAUAACCUCUUGGUAAUAGAGGUUUAAGUGUGUGAUUGCUUAUUUUAUUGUAUUUGGCAAGAAAAUUAAGUGAAGACUGAGAAAAAAGUACUAGAAUGGAGUAGUGUAGACAAACUAAGUCCAAAUAUGUUUUUUUUGUCCAAGAGUUUUAGGAUAGAGUUGAGUGUUUUUUUUUUUAAGAUAGGAGUGUAAAAUGUACUUCAAAGUGGAAAGUGGUUACUAAUUGAAUAUGGUACUGAAAGAAGUUUGCUUCAUCCACCUAACCUUGAGUAGCCUAAAAAACUGAUAUGCCUAGUUGCCAGAAAGCAAAGACACAGGUUGGUGGGGACCUGCCCUAGCCCAUUCAAGGGGGAAAAUAGUUUUUCAGGUGUUCUGGUGGUGACUAGGGUCUGGGAUGAGAUCUAGCUCUUUGGUGACUUGUUGGAACCCAAAAAAUAGAAUGACUAUGGUCUCACAAAAUGAUGUUUUCAUUCAGCCUUGAGGCUGUCAAGCCAAUUAGUUCAUUCAGUAUUUCAUGGCCUCAUUAAACCAACCCCUUCUGAGUCCAGUGCCCAUUACUGCUUUGACAUAUAUUCAGUCAAAUAAAUUAAUUUCUUGUCACAAAAGAUUCAUGGAGUGGGCAUGGAUUGCAAGAACAUUGUUAAAAUGUCAAUACUACCCAAAGCAAUCUACACAUUUAAUGCAAUCCCUAUCAAAAUUCCCACCAGCAUUUUUCACAGAACUAGAACAAACAAUCCAAAAAUUCGUAUGGAACAGCAAAAGACCCCCAAUUACCCAAAGCAACCUUGAAAAAGAAAAUUAAAACUGGAGAGGUCACAAUUCCGGAUUUCAAGCUAUGUUAUGAAGCUGUAGUGAUCAAGACAGUAUGGUACUGGCACAGAAACAAACACAUAGAUCAGUGGAGCAGAUAGAAAACCCAGAAAUGGACCCA